CCGCUGUGUUCUUCCGCUGCCGGUAGAUUGAACGUGAAACAGCUAAAGAAGAAAAGCAGAAGUGCCACCUUCGGUCCCAGUAAACAAAGAUUCGUUUUGUGUUGGUAUUCGGAACCACAGCAGAGAUAACUAAAUACUAUCGAGGCCACAGAAGUAUAAAUUCUGACCAGUUUUAGGUGAGCCAGGAUGGCGGUGAAUGUUUAUGCGACGUCAGUGACCAGCGACAACCUGAGUCGGCACGACAUGCUGGUGUGGAUCAACGAGUCUCUCCAGAUGAACCUCACCAAGAUAGAAAUGUUGUGUACAGGCGCCGCCUACUGCCAGUUUAUGGACAUGCUGUUCCCCGGCUCCGUGCCUCUGAAGAAAGUCAAAUUCGGCGCCAAGUUGGAGCACGAAUACAUCCACAACUUCAAGCUUCUGCAAGUUGGUUUCAAAAAGAUGGGCGUGGAUAAAAUAAUCCCAGUCGACAAACUGGUGAAGGGGAAGUUCCAGGACAACUUUGAGUUCGUCCAGUGGUUUAAGAAAUUCUUUGACGCCAACUACGACGGAAAGGAGUACGACCCUGUGGCGAUGAGGCAGGGCCAAGAGACCAUGCCCAUGAACAGUCCCACCACGUCUGCGCUCAACAAGCUCCCCAAGAAGACCCUCAACCAAGCUACCCAGAAGCCUCCAGUUGCAAAAGUUGCUCCCAAGUUGGCUCCUGCUGGGACCCGAAAACCGGGAAUGGGAGGCGGCGAUGAAGAGAGGGCAGAGCUUAUUAAUGAGAUAGAGAUUCUGAAAUCUACCAUUCAGGACAUGGAGAAGGAAAGAGACUUUUAUUUUGGUAAGUUGAGGAACAUUGAGCUGAUUUGCCAGGAGAAAGAAGGCGAAGGCGACCCGACGCUGCAGCGGAUCGUCGACAUCCUCUACGCCACAGACGAGGGUUUUGUAAUACCGGACGCCGAAGAGCAGGAGGAGUUUUAAUCCGAGCGUCUCCUCCACCUUAUCAAGCCACGGCGGUUUGGUUUCGCCAAGCCCUCUCUAUAAUCAACGAAGCCUCUGUCUCCAGAACCAGAACCCAACCCCCAGCACUGCCCUGUAAUCCAGUCCUUCCCAGAACCAGACCCACGUCGGGAAACACCUGGUUUUUGCUCCGGACUCGAGUGUAAAAAGCAUAAGCGAUGUUGUGUGCGUGUGUGUGUGUGUGUUUAAAAGCCUGUUGGAUGCAAAUGAAGAAUCUCGUCCUGAUGACCCGGUCGACCCGCCGGCGCUUUUCUCCAAACUAACCCUGAAUGUUUCAUUUCUGACCAUAAAACUCUUGAGUUUCAUGUCGUAUUUUAUUUCCUACAUGUUUUUUUUUUUUUCAUUGUUUUCUGUUCGUUUCGAACCAAAACAAAUUAUUGGUACGACGGCAUGUUUGGGCCGCUGUAAAUUAAAAGAAAAAAGAAACAGUAAAUUUCUACCUAAACAUCUAGACAUUUUGAGAUUAAUCUCAGAAAUUUUAUAAAAAGAAAAUAAUGAAUGAGUUUCAAAAAUGUAGCAUUUACUAGAAAGAAACCUGAAAUUUUCUCCAAAAAAAAGAGAAAAGGAAAAGAAAUACAUGGAAACGUCUGAGUUUCAAUAGUAUAAAAUUUCCAGCUAUUGAAACUCAGAAGUAAGCCUUUUGUAGAAGAUUUAUGACAUUAGUCUGAAAUUUAUUUUUUUUUUUCCUAGAAUAUUUUGGACACUUUUGGAACUAAGAAAUUUCGCCUUUUUUUUGUUUGUUGUUUUUUAAGAAAUCUUUUGUUUUUUGUCGUAAAUUUACCCUUUUUAUCUUUAAAGUCUUGCUCGCCGCCAUGGAUUUGGAUGUUUUGAUGAUGAAAUGGAUUUGGUUUCCCUGAACCUGCAGUACUAACGCGGCCACCAGGGGGCAGCGGUGGGGCGCUAUCUGGCUGCUUUAAUUUCAUUCCUUCAUGUCUGCUGGUUUUGACCAAAGCGCCCUCUGGUGUCCUUUCCAGGUAUUGCAGCUUCUUGUAACCCGAAUCAAACCUGAAUUUGCCAGGAGGCUUUCUCCUCCUGGAUUGUUUUGAUUCCUCCAUGAAGUAAAGAUAAAAGAACACGCUCUGCGUAAAUUCAGACUGAAAAUCUUCACGUUUAGUUUGGCACAAAGCAACAGGCUUGUCUUCAUUUGGUGCAAAAAUCCAGUCUUCUCGUUUUUCUUCCUUUCAUGCCUUUAUGUGUUACUGCGUGUUUGUUUUUACAACCCACCAGUUCUCUCAAAACGCUCAAAAUUUCUCAGUUUUAAAAAUGUGGAAUUCCUAAAUCCAGGAACAAAAUGUGGCUUCAUCUUUUGUUUAAAGUUGAAGGAGACGGUGGAGCUGAACUUAGUAGAAAGUGCUGACCGCUCCUGUUCACCUGUAGCCUUUAAGAUGGCCUCCUCCAUAAAAUCUGGGAAUAUAAUGUAGAAAACAACCAGUUCUAAUCAUAUUUAAUCUGCAUUCUGGGUUCAGUUGGAGACCGUUUCUUUAGACUAAUGUAACUUUGUCACAUUUCUUUCUAAUUUAACCAAAACACUGGUGUUUAGUCCUGUUAGUGGAACGUUUUUCUUUUCAAUGGCCUUAUUCACAAAAAUAUGUUUGUCAAAAAAAGUUUUUUAGGUUUUUUUUUCUGAAUAAAUGUGUGGUGUUGAAGCUCCAAACACUGCCAAGAGGAGUGGAUGCAGCCCAGAGGCCUUGAUUUUCUCUAUUUAUUACUACUUGCCUUCACUACGAGCAAACCGUAUGAAAUUACAGAACAGUUUUUUAAAUUCUUUUCUAUCAAAAAUGUGAUUUUUUUAAACCCGGUUUGUAAGCAAAGUAAAUUUUGUCUUGUUAGAUUUUCAUUUGUUUACCUGGUUACGAUAUUCAAGCUGUAUUUUGGAGAGAAAAAGUCGAGCAGUUACACUUUUGUCGGACCAAACAUGAAGCCUGAAGGAAAAAAUUUAAACUCAGAAACAUUUCAGGCUGCAAUUAAAACCUAAUAAAGAAUCUCAAUAAUUU
Xiphophorus maculatus (southern platyfish) is the source of this 2996-nucleotide messenger RNA. RefSeq names its product microtubule associated protein RP/EB family member 1 (gene mapre1b). The record is from RefSeq and is a predicted model, not a curated record. The transcript is spliced from 7 exons. Bases 187 to 963 code for a protein of 258 amino acids. NCBI's taxonomy places the organism in Eukaryota, Metazoa, Chordata, Actinopteri, Cyprinodontiformes, Poeciliidae. Gene Ontology annotation, biological process: spindle assembly; protein localization to microtubule plus-end; regulation of microtubule polymerization or depolymerization. Gene Ontology annotation, cellular component: cytoplasmic microtubule; microtubule plus-end; microtubule organizing center. Gene Ontology annotation, molecular function: microtubule plus-end binding.